Messenger RNA from Linum tenue, 2217 nucleotides. Lineage: Eukaryota; Viridiplantae; Streptophyta; Magnoliopsida; Malpighiales; Linaceae. The record is from the annotation of a GenBank genome assembly.
GUACUGAAUUGUGAAUUAGUUCUUGCCCUUUCCAGUCGUAUUCAGACUCCACUUCCCAGGGCCCAAAGUCUUUCAUAAUCCUUUUAGAAUUCGGAGGAAGAAAACCUUAUAAAAAGGAAGACCCACUAAUGGAUUAACGAGCAAGGAAGGAAAAGAGAGCAAAAGCAGGAGACUUCGACGACGAUCAGUUUACGAGUCAGAAACCCCCCGAUAACUUCUCGUCUGGGUUCCGAUUUCGAACAACAAUGGUGAAGCUGAGAGUUGCAGGGACAUGGUCGGGGGUUCUGGAUGAGGUCGACUUGGAGAAUUGGACGGUGCCCACGUUGAGGGAAGAAGUCGCCAAGCGAUCAAACGUUUGCCCUGCCUCAAUCAAUCUGAUAUGCGCCGGCAAGAUGCUGAAAGACGGCGACGGCACGGAGAAGCUCUCGCAGUUGGGCAUCAGGCCCAACUCGAAGAUUCUGGCCAGCCGGGUCGCCGUCGACGAAGGGAAAUCGUUGAAGGACGAGGAGGAGCUCAAUCAGAGGCUGGCUCGCGUAAAGGCAGCUGUAACUGCAUUGUCCACAAGACACGCAGAUGGUGCAUUGCCGCUCGAGGACUUCAAUCUAGAAAUCGAAGACCAACUUGGGAACAAACUGCACUUAUCCGAGUCCGAUAGACAGGCACUGAUGAUGGGUUUGAUGCUCCACACAAAUGGCAAGGUUCUAAUGAAAAGGGGAAAGUUCAGAGAUGCUCUGGAAGUACUGAAUAUGGCAGAGGAAUCAUUCUCUCUUGGCGAUCCAAAGACUGUUGAACGUGUUGAUAAUAUUGCAAUGCUGCAAAUGGACAUGGUGUGGUGCUAUUUCAUGCUGAAAGACAUUGCAUGUCUCUCUGUUGCUGGAGUACGUCUUGAUAAGGCAAGAGAUGGAUUCGAACGUGCUCAUGGCAAGGAUGCUUCUCGUCUCAAACUACUUCAAGCAGGAAACUCUUCGGAGCUUGCAGUAUAUUUGAGAUUGGAACUACUCGAAGCAGUGGUGGCAUAUCAUAGUGGCCAGCUUGAGAAAUCUAGGAGGUACUUGAUAUCUGCACAGACCAAAUUCAAAAGGCUACAAGUGUCAGAUGAAGUCUUGUCAGUUGUUAUGGGGAUGGGUUUCGAAGAAAACGAAGCAAAGAGAGCAUUGAGAAUCAACAAUCAAGAUGCCGAACGUGCUGUUGAUUUUCUAGUUGAGGAAAGGGCGCGGAAAGCACUGAAACGACAAGAAGACCUUAAGCGGCAAGCAGAAAUAUUGGAGCAAAAAAAGUAUGGUGUUACACCCUUGAAGAAAGCUGUGGAUAUCCAACUAUUGACAGGAUUGGUCUCCAUAGGGUUUGAGAAGCAACUUGCUGCUGAAGCACUACGAAGAAACGAGAAUGAUACUCAGAAGGCAUUGGAUGAUUUGACAAAUCCAGAAACUAAUGCUACCAUCCAGAACGACAUUGAAACAAGGAAAGCCAAAAGACAGAAGCAAGACACGGACUCUAAAAUCCGACUGAUUGCAUCCAUGGGAUUCGACAUGCCAGCUGUAGCUGCAGCGGUCCAAGCUGGUGGCACUACAGAGACAAUAAUGCGGCGGCUUCUCCAACAAGGGCCACUUCCAGAUCCCGCUGCUGCUCUUCAGGCUGCUGCUGCUCAUGCUCAGGCCGUUGCUGCUGAUGGUGCUGCUGCUCAGGCUGUUGCUGCUGAUGGUGCUGCCGCAAAUGCUGAACCACCAGCUGAUGCAAGUUUCUCUGAACCGCGAGAUGUGGAAAUGGAGGAUGAGAUAGCAAAUGAAUUAGCAAGGAGAGACGCUUUAUCUGACUAUGAUAUUGAUGUAACAAGAGAAGGGGAAGCCAUUGACGAGUACUUGGCAUUACUCGAUUCAACUGGUCGUAGCAGUGGAAGUGCUUCAACUUCUGGUCGAGGCCACCAGGAGAAGGAAAUAAGGAACUAGUCUCUCUGUAAAUUAUUAGUGUCAAUAGCUGAUGACUAUAGUUUAUCGCUUUUCAUCUUUUGACAAUUGUAGCUUCUAUCUGGGAAUGUUUUUCUUUUUUGGUGAAGGAAAUUAGUUACACAAUGUUUUAUUUUAGUUCCAGAUCACCUUCUUUAGACAUCCUUUUGGAAUGGUCAUCAGUGACCUAUUUGAGCACAAUAUAUAUAAUACAAUCUUUCCCCUCUUCAAGGUGUAGCAGUUAGCUGAAAAUCAUCAGACUGGGAAUAGCAAA